AGGAUUGCGUUCCUUUCUAUGUCGACGAAGUUAGAUUCAAAGCCUCCCACGUACGGCACGCUUGACGAGAAGAAACACAACACCUCCACCCCACCAUCACCACCACCCGGCAAUAUGGCGAAGCCACCCAUGGAGAAGCUCGCGCGUGCGAGUAUGGGCUACACGAUUUUUGGACUGGCCUCCGGCGUGUACUGGCGUGAGCUGACGCGCCACCUCGGCUACGUGAGCAACGGAACGUCGCAGCUGCGUGUCAUGCACACCCACUGCUUCUCCCUCGGCACCUUCUUCCUGCUUUUCGUCCUCUUGCUCGAGAAGAACUUCUGUCUGUCCAAGCACAAGGACUACAAGAAGUUCUACAUUACGUACAACAUCGGCAUCGGCAUCACCCUGACGAUGAUCCUGGUGCACGGCACGCUUACCGUGACCGACAAGGAUCCAAAGAGUCGCUUUAUUUCGUGGACGGCCGGGGCUGGCCACAUCAUCACCGCCGUUGGAUUCUACUACUUCUACAAGGUCCUCCUCAGCGCCGUGCGCGAGGCCAGCAACAAGUCUGACAAGAAGCCCCAGGAGAGCUCGUAG
This is a messenger RNA of Leptomonas pyrrhocoris, 579 nucleotides long. RefSeq lists its product as hypothetical. The transcript has a single exon. Bases 19 to 579 code for a protein of 186 amino acids. The record is from RefSeq and is a predicted model, not a curated record. Lineage: Eukaryota; Euglenozoa; Kinetoplastea; Trypanosomatida; Trypanosomatidae.